Molecule: messenger RNA, 4025 nt
Organism: Pogona vitticeps (central bearded dragon)
Lineage: Eukaryota; Metazoa; Chordata; Lepidosauria; Squamata; Agamidae
Source: RefSeq, a predicted model, not a curated record
CUUCACUUACCAGUGGAAGAACUUCACGAUUCCAGAGAUGGCUUGUGCUACUGCCUUGUAUUUUGUAAUGGAGAUUACAAACAGAUGAAUGCGAGGUUUUCCUAGCACCAUGCCAGAUGACUUAACAUCUUAUCAAAACAGAUAAAGAUGUAAAAGGUAUUGAAUAAAAAUGGCAAAUCAGUUUUGGGACUUGAAAAGAGAAGAAAGAAUGAAGUACUGUCACUAGAUUUUACAGUCUGGGAGGGCUUCCGCCAGGCUUGGAUCUGAGAGCCGCCCGACGACCCCCUACGUAACAUGCAGAAAAUGAUGUGCCCUUGGCAGUUGCUGUUCAAGCCUCCGACCGGUAAGAACAAGUCCCAAGAAGGCAAGGACCUCAACAACAACAUGGAAAAAGCGACCAGGCGCGUCUGCAGCCCUGAAAAACAAGAGGAAAGCAUAUCGAAUGGCCUAAGUCAGAAACCAGAGGUGAUAAUCCACGCUGCAGCAGCGAAAGAAAAAUGUCUCCCAGGUAACACCAAGCAAACCUCUGGGUGCCCAAGGCAUUUGAAAAUUAAAAACUGGGAAAAUGGAACUAGCCUUCAAGAUUCCUUGCACCACCAGGCCAAAGAGUUUCUGAACUGCAGGGCCAAAGUUUGUCAUGGGUCUGUCAUGAAUGCCCCGGCCUUGGUCAGAGGUCCCCGAGAGGAACCCAUUCCGAGAAGUGAAGUAUUACUCCAAGCAACUGAGUUUAUCAAUCUGUUCUACAGUUCGUCGAAAGGGCCCAAAUUAGAUCACCAGGCACGUCUGGAAGCGGUGGCUCAAGAGAUCGAAACAACCGGAACCUACCAGCUGACCCGGGAGGAGCUGGUCUUUGCCACGAAGCAGGCGUGGAGAAACGCCCCGCGAUGCAUCGGCAGGAUCCAGUGGUCGAACUUACAGGUCUUUGAUGCCCGGAGCUGUGCCACUCCUAAGGAAAUGUUUGAACACAUCUGUCGUCAUGUGGAAUACGCCACCAAUGGAGGGAACAUAAGGUCGACCAUCACCGUGUUCCCCCAGAGGACCGACGGGAGACAUGACUUCCGGAUUUGGAACAGCCAGCUCAUCCGAUAUGCAGGCUACCAGAUGCCAGACGGCUCCAUCAUAGGCGAUCCAACCAACGUGGAGUUCACGCAGCUUUGCAUCCAGCUUGGUUGGAAGCCCAAAUACGGGCGCUUUGAUGUGGUUCCACUCAUCCUCCAAGUCGACGGCCAGGAUCCGGAGCUAUUUGAACUGCCUCCAGAACUCGUCCUCGAAGUACCGAUUGAGCAUCCCACCUACGAGUGGUUUGAGGAACUGGACUUGAAGUGGUACGCACUCCCAGCCGUCUCUAACAUGCUCCUUGAAGUCGGAGGGUUGGAAUUCCCAGCUUGUCCUUUUAACGGCUGGUACAUGGGGACCGAGAUCGGGGUGCGGGACUUCUGCGAUACACAGCGCUACAAUGUCCUUCAGGAUGUGGGGAGACGGAUGGGCCUGGAAACAAACCGAGUCUCCUCCCUGUGGAAAGAUAAAGCGGUAAUUGAGGUGAACGUUGCCGUCUUGCACAGCUUUCAGAAACGAAACAUCACCAUCAUGGACCACCAUUCGGCCACCGAGUCGUUCAUGAAAUACAUGCAGAAUGAAUACCGGAUUCGCGGAGGGUGUCCGGCGGACUGGGUCUGGCUGGUGCCCCCCAUCUCCGGCAGCCUCACGCCCGUCUUCCACCAGGAGAUGCUGAAUUACAUCCUGUCGCCUUUCUAUUAUUACCAGGUGGAGGCCUGGAAAACGCAUGUCUGGAAGGACGAGAAACGGAAGCCCAGAAAAAGGGAGGUCAAAUUCCGCACUUGGGCCAAGGCUGCACUGUUUGCGUCCAUCCUCAGCCGGCGCGCCAUGGCUCUCCGAGUGCCCGUUACGGUCUUAUACGCUACCGAAACAGGGAAGUCGGAAACACUGGCCCACCAGCUGGGUGAUCUGUUCAACUGUGCCUUCAAAACCAAGGUCGUCUGUAUGGAGGAUUACAAUCUAGCGGACUUGGAGAAAGAGACUCUCGUCCUAGUCGUCACCAGCACUUUUGGAAAUGGGGACUCCCCGAGCAACGGAAAGACGUUACAGAAUGCUCUCCUAUCGAUGAAGAAGCUGAGCAACCCAUUCAGGUUUGCAGUCUUUGGCUUGGGUUCCAGCAUGUAUCCGGAGUUCUGUGCCUUCGCUCGGGCUGUUUACCAAAAGCUGACGCAGCUGGGGGCGUCUCCGUUGACCUCCAUGGGUGAAGGGGAUGAACUCAAUGGGCAGGAAGAAGCUUUCCGGGCCUGGGCGGUCACGGCCUUCAAGGCCGCCUGUCAAAUCUUUGAGAUCCGCGGGAAGCACCGGAUCCAGUUACCCAAAACCUAUACAUGCAAAGAAACCUGGGAACCAAAAGAUUUUCGGAUCGUGUACGAUGCUCAGCCCCUGGAUUUGAGGAGAGCUCUCAGCGACAUCCAUGGAAAACACGUUGUGCCGAUGAAUCUCAUCUUCCGAGCGAAUCUGCAAACAGCAAAAUCCAGGCGAGCUACCAUCCUAAUUAAGCUUUCCUGCGAGAGGAAGGACGAAGCCAAGUAUCUCCCUGGGGACCACAUUGGGAUCUUCCCCAGCAACCAGAAAGCCCUCGUCGAGGCCAUCCUGGCUCGGGUGGCGGAUGCUCCGUCGUCCGAUGAGAUCAUUCGGCUGGAAACGCGUAGUGAGCGUGGUUACUGGACCACUGACCAGAAGUUUCCAGCUUGCACCUUUGCUCAGGCCUUGAGUCACUUCCUGGACAUCACAACUCCUCCAUCACAGCAGUUUCUCAGGAUGCUGUCUCAGCUGGCGAAAGAAGGAAGUGAGAAGCAGAGACUUGAGCUCUUAAGUCAUAGCUUGGAAGAGUACAACCGGUGGAAGUUUUCUAACAGCCCCACCAUCCCGGAGGUCUUGGAGGAGUUCCCUUCCGUCCAGGUCUCGACGGCUUUUUUGCUCUCCCAGCUGCCGCUGCUGAAACCCCGGUAUUACUCCAUCAGUUCUUCCCCAGAUCUGGAACCCAGGGAGCUUCAUCUGACGGUCGCUGUGGUGACCUACAGGACUAGAGAUGGAACAGGUCCAGUACACCAUGGCGUCUGCAGCACCUGGCUGAACACCGUUGACCUAAACGAGACAAUCCCAUGCUUUGUCCGCAGUGCUGAGGGGUUCCGACUUCCCAAAGACCCACAAAAACCAUGCCUCCUGAUUGGUCCAGGCACAGGGAUUGCUCCAUUUAGAAGUUUCUGGCAACAACGCCUCUAUGAUCGGGAAAUGAAAGGGAUCAAAGGGAAGGGCAUGAUGCUGCUGUUUGGGUGUCGCCAUGCCAGCCUGGAUCACCUGUACCAAGAGGAAAUGCAGGAGAUGCACAGGAAAGGGGUCCUUCAGGAGGUCUACGCAGCUUACUCCAGAGAGCCCGGCUGUCCCAAAGUUUACGUUCAAGACCUCCUUCGGAACAAGCUGGAGGCCAAAGCCUGCAGACUUUUGCACGAGGAGGAGGGCCACCUCUACGUCUGCGGAGACGUCCGCAUGGCCCGGGAAGUGGGCAGGACUGUAAAGGAAAUGUUUGCACGACAGCUGGGCUUGACGGAGGAACAAGCAGAAGACUACUGCUUCCAGCUGAAACGACAAAAGCGAUACCACGAGGACAUCUUUGGGGCUGUAUUUGCACACGAAAACCAAAGAGACUUCAGCGAACGAAAGCAAGAAAGGGACCUAAGUCAAUCUGGAUCACAAGCCCAGCUAACUAUUUAGCCAUAAUUUUGCACGUAACUUUUGCUUUCGGGCCCCAGCGGGGAGGCCCCGUGAAUUUUGCUUUCUCUCUGGAUGAGAACGAGCAAGAUUUGGGCCCCGAGAAGAUCAAAAAGCACACCCGACAUAAUCUAUUUAUAAUUUAAUUCUAUUUAUUCUAGCAAUUUAUUUUUUUGUCUGUAUAUUAUUUUAUGGGAAACUGGAGAGAGGCCAGUUGCUUUUUAAAGGUUUAUUUAAAGAAGGUAGUACCAGAUCAA